ACCUUAUUCUACAUUCUUAAUCCUACCCAAUACCUAAACUUAACUAAAGUGUUACCAAUGUUAUAGAUAUUUACUACGUAUUUUACCAAAGUACUUUUGGGUUCCACUGUAUAGACUAACAGACAAAUUUACUCUUUGUAAACGAGGAACAUGGUUAGAGUAUACAAACAACAGAACAGAAAAGAGUCCUUCUUCUAUAAAGGGAUGUGUAAUUAAACCCUCUGCGCAAUUUGCUCCAAUAUAGUAAAUACACCCUCAAGAAUUCAUUCAGCAUCUAAACUGCCUGAGUAGUCGGUGUGUGUUAAAGACUUGUUGAUUCUGGGCAGAGUAAUUUCCACUUACGAAAGCCUCUAUCAAUAGCAACGCAAAUUACAAUCUUUUGAGCUUUCAAGUAUAGGUGUCUUACUUUUAUGUUGAUACGUGUUUGCACCAUCCCCCAUGGUCUUUCCGUUUUACGUCGCAUCCUCUACACUAGCAGCAGGGAGCGCGCAUUACCCGGGGCCGCGGAGAGAGCUUGACUCACAGUGUGAUGUUUCCAGCGGUUUACAUGUUCUCCCCCACAAUGCUAUGACGCACAACAUUCACAACUAGACACUCGUAAGAGGUCAGCUAUAAGAAUUGUCAGGCUGAAUUAUCUAGAAGUCCUGACGCUGUCAGUGCGAUGUCCAAAGGCUGCAUUACAGUCCUUUACAGACUUCAUCGAUUACGUUUGCACAUCAACGUCUUUGUGUCAUUUCCUUUAGUUUUCGGGGAACAUGGCCACUUGCUUGAAUUUGCAAUUCCUUCGAAUUCGACUUCUGUUUUUUUUCCUGUUAUUGUUCAUUUAUAGAACGGGCUCCUGUCUGACACUGUAGUCUGUUAACGUUGUGAUUUCCGAUACAUCCUCCCAUACAUAAAUUAUUUGAUUUCUGUCCGAUUAUAAAGGAAGCUUACACAAAGACAGACCAACUAUAUAUAAAACGAAUUGUCGCAUGAGUUUUUUUGUAGCCUACACUAAACUUAAUUUUACGCAUUUCAUUUGGAAGGUUUCAUUUUCAGACUAUUUUACAUUAAAAAAAUAUCGCGCUUUCCACCUGCCGCCAAAUAGACAUUUGCGAACAUGAAUAGGGCGGGCAACCAUACCAAGAACUACUUGCCCUAAAAGUCAUUCGGGUACAGAUUUGAGUCUGAUAAAGACAUUAUUCCCACAGGCAACGGCAUUACAUUGUCAAAGUUAACGAAUGUGGUUUUAUUGUAGGGAUCGGUUAUGACGUUUGGCUCUCUCACUCGCACGCGCGCACACACGCGCGCUGUAGUCUCACUGCCCACGGCAUGGACGUGCGCACAUUAUAAGGAAUCAGUGCGCUCGGAGUGGCGCAGAAGGCUGCUUCGUCAUGCACUAGGUAGUGUGUGAUGUAAUUUCGCUGCAGAUAUAAAUAUCGUCGGCAAGAGAAAAGUAGCAUGGCUGAGCGGGGCUAGAAUUCACGGUCAACAUUUUCCAACUUUUGUGUGAAAGCAAAACAGCUUGAGCGCCAGUCUGAAGUACAGUGUCUUGAGAGGAAACCCACAGAGCGCGACUUCAUGCCGCUCACUGGGGUUGACCGUAGCUCUGUCCUUGAGUAAGCUGUUUGGUGCGUCCUUUUGGCUACCGACACAAAUAUAGAGAAAGACGGUAGUUUGGUGUCUUCAACGCCUUCAGACACUCACGUACCGCUCAGAAGGAUGAGUGUCCAAUCGGCCCUCUUACCAAUACUGGUCUUAGGACUUAUGACAAGCUCAGUGCGCUGCGCUCCGCUGCCCGGUGGGCAGAGCGGCCCCGUGGAGCGACGCUGGGAGACACUCUACUCGCGCUCUCUGGCCCGAAUCCCCGGGGAAAAAAGAGAUAUCAGCCGGGACAGUGAUUAUCUCACGGGCAUUAAAAGACUGCGACGUCUCUACUGCAAUGUUGGCAUUGGGUUUCAUCUCCAAGUAUUACCGGACGGUAGAAUUACCGGCGUGCACAACGAAAACCGCUACAGUCUUCUUGAGAUAUCUCCGGUGGAGAGGGGAGUUGUGACACUGUUUGGCGUCCGGAGCGGGCUAUUCGUGGCCAUGAACAGCAAAGGGAAGCUUUACGGAUCUGAGCAGUUCACAAAUGAAUGCAAGUUCAGAGAAAACCUCCUUGCAAAUAAUUACAAUGCGUACGAAUCGCUGGCACAUCCUGGGAUGUACAUCGCACUAAGCAAGACUGGCAAAACAAAAAAAGGAAAUCGAGUAUCAACAUCCAUGACGAUGACACAUUUCUUGCCUAGAAUUUGAGCUCAUCUGGAGGGGCGCAAGGAGGAGGAACGACGAUGCACUUUCUACGGAAGUUACAUGUGAGAUUAAGUGUAUCGUGUCAUGUAUGUAUAUAUUAGACUAUUUAUAACUGUUGAUUUUAUAUUGCAUCACAACGUCCUCUUUCCGAGGUGGAAGACAACAAUUAAUUUAUUUGUUAUUUGUUAAUUUAUCCUCAUUGCUGCUACCACGUGUUCAUAUAUACAAGUGAAAUUCCUACAAUGUACAUUUUUUUUUUGCACUGUUUGUGUUGUUCUAAAGCGAUGGUUUUGUAGAGGUAGUCAGGGUGGACGCCAUCUUUAUUUUCGAGGGCUCUAAUGUUGUUCAGUCAUUGGGGAAGUUUUGUCUGAUUAAACAAUCGACAGCGAGACUCAACAUCACUCGCAGCCUCGUUUUCAAAAAAUCAAAAUGGCGUCUACGCUGUACUUCGUUGGAAAGAAUACAAGUCUUAGAUCAAGCCUCCAAUCGUUAAGGUGUAUCAACCCCCAUAGUAUUAGCACUGGAGCAAUUGUCCAAUGUCUGAGCUCCUUUGUGCGGAGCUCGGAUCUAACUGAAGCAGUAUCGGCUUACUCUAGCUUACUGAAGUUCUACCCCUUCAAAUCUGUUUUUAGCUCUGCCGGGGGGGUUGAACUUUGAACUUAUCCGCAGUCAAUCUUUGUCACAUCUCUAAGGCUCUGGAUAGAGAGAAGUAGCUUCUUUAACAUACAGACACUAAUUUCAAAAUGCAAAAGCAUUGCAUUGCAGAUACUGUACCCUGUGUCCCUUUAAAGAGACAUACUCUACAAUGCCAAGUUCAAGUCAGGCUUUGCUGUGGUUUAGGGAAGAUAUAUAGGUGUCUGGGGGGAAUCAGUCAUGUAAAAGAUCAGUAUUUUUCUAUGGUGGUAACACAGAAAGAAAGAAAUGACAGUGUUGUAAGAGUUAUUGUAAAAAAAAAAAAAAAAAAAAAAAAAAUGUCACAACUUCCAUAGUGAGUUACGAGGAGGCAUACUGCCCACUUUUUUUUGUCGUUUUCUACCUCAUGCAGUUUCCUACUUUGAAAAUCAGCUAAAACAGAAUGUUUAGUACUAAGUUGCUCUUCUGAGUCUUCUGCCACUCUGUGAAGCUCUGGCGGCCAUUGCGUCCUAGUUGCGCCUUGUCACGUUUGAGCUAUCUUUACCCUGUGAUUUACUUUUAGAAAGGAUAAUCAUGUUGGAAAUAUUUGCAGACAGCUGUUAGACUAUACUAUAUGCUCAACCAGUAACCCUAUAUUUUUCUUUAUAUAUUUUGUAAACAUAAUAUGGUGGAAAACUAAGAAGCUGCUUUAAACCUGGUAUAUGAUGUUAGUAAAAUAAACAUUAAGACAUGAUACAUUCAUGCAGGUAUAAACAUGCUUUCCAUCUUAAAUCUUUACAUAUUUAAAAACAUAUUUUGAGAUUAUAAUUACCUUCAAAAAAGCAUUCCUUAUUGUUAUCAUAAUGGCUAUACAGGUGCAUUUAAUUGAAAGAAUCUACCUGUACCUGAGUGUAAAGCUGAACUGUAAAUGGAUGGAUAGUCUUUUGGGCUUCAUGUUUGGAAAAUUAAAAGAAAAUUUUGAAGCUAAACUGACCGAUUGACCUCAAAAGCAUGAACACAUUCGCGUUGUUUUAUUUUAUUUAGCGUAAUCUCAAAUCUGUUGUAUUUCAGUUGUUGCAUGUCCAAAUUUGUUUCUUAACAUGCCCUGUCUGGAUGUGCACAUCACUUAGUUUCACUUGAGCUACCUGAGUUAAUGGAGGAGGAGGGAAGGGUUGCCUGUGUUUCUCUUUUUCACAGCUGUGCCAAACCUCUUUCCAAAUGGACAUGAUUUGCAUCAGUGUGGAUGUUGUUUACAAUAGACCGAAUGGCCACUGAAGGCAAAUUGUUCCUCUGACCCUCAUCACAAUGUAGAACUGGCACAAAUCACUGGACUUGAUUUGUUUAACCAAAAAAAAAAAAAAAAAAAAAAAAUGCAAUAUCAACAGACAUGCACAUUAGUGAAAACAGAACAUCCUCAUCUUUCACGCAAACUACCACUCCAUCACAACAAUGUUCCAAAUUUUGCUGUUUGUGCUUAUGAACAGGAAUGUAUGCGUUGUAUUGAAAUAAA
This is a messenger RNA of Ctenopharyngodon idella (grass carp), 4396 nucleotides long. It is a transcript of the gene fgf4, whose product is annotated as fibroblast growth factor 4. Gene Ontology annotation, molecular function: growth factor activity; fibroblast growth factor receptor binding. Gene Ontology annotation, biological process: regulation of cell migration; positive regulation of gene expression; fibroblast growth factor receptor signaling pathway. The coding region runs from base 1702 to 2277 and encodes 191 amino acids. The transcript is spliced from 3 exons. Gene Ontology annotation, cellular component: cytoplasm. The record is from RefSeq and is a predicted model, not a curated record. NCBI's taxonomy places the organism in Eukaryota, Metazoa, Chordata, Actinopteri, Cypriniformes, Xenocyprididae.